Molecule: messenger RNA, 3633 nt
Organism: Symbiodinium natans
Lineage: Eukaryota; Dinophyceae; Suessiales; Symbiodiniaceae
Source: the annotation of a GenBank genome assembly
AUGUCGCUUUGCAUUCUUGCCGACGGUCUGGGCGUGGGUGCCGAUCUGCAGCACGCGGCCCUGCAGACCUGGGUAAGACCGAGCCAUGAGGUUUCCGCGGCUUGGCUCGUGCGCGACUCCCAAAUCCAAGGUCCACAUCCCGGAUUUACGGUGAGUGAGGGGAGCCAACUAUGGAUCCACCAACCUUGGGGGACAGCGAUGCCCGAUGAGGCAAGCAAACAGCAGCUCAUCCAGGAACUUGUCUCACGCUGGUCGCCACCUGCUGCAUGGGCAAAUAACGAGACCCUCGCCGUGGAGAGCGUCGUGUGGCAGAUGCUCCGCCGCUGGCGGCUCUUCACGUCCCGCGAGCUCUUGGAUCAAUCAUGUGAAUGGGCUGGGUACUUUCGGGCGAACUCAUUUGUGAACACAGGAGCCAUUCGGUCCGUUCUGCAGACGUUAACAAAAAAGGCCGGCUGGUCAGAUAACAUGCCCAUAAUCCUUGGACGUGGAAUUGUGGCAGAGCAGCACGGUGUCACGAUGCCAGUGCUCAGUUGGGGCGCAGAUGUGCUGGAGGUCGUCUGGGCCUCGCGCGGGCUACUCCUGAACCGCGCCGCCUUGCGACAGAUGUCCAGAGUCGCAGCGAACUGGAACGGCGUCGCGGAACUUGCUGCAAAGUUGUCACGGCAGUUCUGGUCGCAGAUGCCUGUUCUCAUCACUGGUCUACUGUACGCCUUUGCCGGGGACGGCCAAAUGCAGGGCCUCGUUGAAUUCGCAUUUGCUGCCUCACUGCGAUCAUUCAAGAAGACUCUGAAGGUGCGGUGGAUGCCUGAGUCCAGUGAACGGUUCCUUGAGGGGAACCUCUUGCUGGAGAGGUUUGCUUUCCGCGUUGCAGCUGCUACAUUUGCGUGGUCGAAGAAGGAUUGGAGCACAGCAGGGAUGCCUAAACCGGGGCGCACUCCGCGAAGUAGAAGACUCCGUCGGCAUCUGCACCACAAGAAGUUGGCACAAGGGCAGACACGAUUCAGAGCCUCCUGCUUGCAGCGGGACGCAAGCACGACCUCUUGCGUGGGUAUGCUUCCACAAUGCGUACUGGUACUGCAUCCAGUACGUUCUUCUACGAUGAUGCGAGACAUGCAGCAGAUCGUUCCUCGCACGACGUGCCUGGCAGCCGUGGAUCUCAGAACGAGGGAAGGAGUGCCCCUUGUUUCUCCGACUUCCAAAAACCCACAAGAAAUUGGGGAAGGGAUGAAAGGGUGGCUGCAUGGCCUCAGGGCCACGGUCCGACGGGGCCAACUUUACAUGCUGGGCUCCAAGUGGACACAGCCGGGUACACCACGCCGAUCAGAUUCCGCAACUUCCCCCUGGUGCGCCUGCGUGAAGCGAAAUCGUCGAGUAUUGUCAAGGUUGGUGUCUUUCUCCUGGUCCAGAGGGGCAGACCAUGAGCUAGUUGCACGUGGUGCACAGACACCAUGUCCACAGCUGCGCUUUGCCCCGCGCUUGCCUUCUAUGUGGAAGAGACGGCUCAGUCGACCACCUGCCCUGCAUGAUGACGAAUGGAUGCGUGGCCCUGCUGGGCAGAUCCGCCUGCGGCAGCCGGUCACCAUUCUCCUGUCUCUCCCGAACAGUGGAACAACCUGGAUCAUGAAGGUCUUAGAAAACGCGCAGCAGAAGAAGGGCUGCUUCUCCGGCAGCAGCGAUAUUCUGCAUCCAAACUGCAACAGCCUGCUCACAAAGGAGCUUUCCAAAAUUGCUGGAGCUCCAGAGGACGAGAGCUGGCCCAACAUUUUCGGCUACCCGGUGCCUGCAGCAAUGGACUUGUUGCUUGAGUUGGCCACAGAGCAGAUAAACAUCGAGACUUUGGAAGAGGUGCAGGCGAUGCGCCUGUCCGGCUACACGGCGGCCGGAGAGGCCCUGCCCAGCGAAUUGGUUUGGCCAUGGAAAGGUUCGGUUUCGCGAACGUACGAUGUCACGCGUGUGGGACUGCUGCUCACUAAGGAAAUCAUCAAUGUGUUCCAGGUGUCAAAGCACUUGGAGUGGCGUCAGCGUUCUGGCCAUCGACCCGCUCUAACAGCUUUUGGAUUAUAUCGCCACCGUUCGCAUUGUUUCCCCAUGUCUGAAGCCAGCGCAAAAAUCAGCAAAGAGAGCUGGUACCAGAGAAUUCUGCAUGCGUUUGAGCUGGCAGAUUUUGCGGACGACGCGGCCAUGCGUGGCCUGCAGCACUGGUGGCUGAGUCGAGCCAACUCGGUGGGGGGCAGAGGAGGUCCUUCUGGGCUAGUCUUCGCGCACCUUGCAGCAUGGUUUCCGCUUUUGAGAGCGCAGCCCUUUGGACUUUGCAUCCUGGACUACGCUCGCUUGAUGCUCCUGGAUGGGGUGCAGCUACACCGGUACCUGAACCAUUCCUUGCCUGGGCAGUUGCUGCGAGAUCCAGGUGCUGAGAUCAUGACGAAAACCGUCAUUGCUCAGCGCUUCAGCAAUCCAGCAGCCUUCUUUGCCGAGCGUGAGAGCAGUUAUUACAAACUGGGAGCAGAGCCGUUUGCCCUUGCCGCCAUCGCGGAGAUGCGACGCUUGGAUCCCCACGUGGACCUGUCCCUUCUUGAGCCGUCGGACAUGGUCGGACAAGUUGGCCAAGUCAUUUUAUCCAGUAUGAGAAACGAAUUCAUAAGGGCCUGCAAGAUGGGUGAUGAAGUAGAGGAGGGAGAACCGAAGUAUCAGCCUGCCCGUGAGUUUCUGAAGGAAUGCCUGAGCAUUGUGUGUUUGCAUUCAUUUCACUUUCUGUUGGCUUUGUGCUUGGUGAUUGACAACGACGCCAGGUCAUGCAGGCAUGUAGAGGUAGCAUCCUUGCCGUCAGUGGUCUUGCCCAUCUCCGAUGAAAGCUGCGAGGAUGGGUCACAGAAGUUCACGGGUCAAGGCAAGGCUCUCUACCUAACUGGUGACACCUACGACGGCACUUACGUGGAGGGCCUCCGUGCAGGAAAAGGACUCUAUGUCUUCAAGAAGACUGGUGACAGCUAUGAAGGCAAGUACGAGGAGAACAGGAAGCACGGCUUUGGCAAGAUGACGUACAGGAACAAUGUCGGUGAGGAGGAGGAUGCAGAUCCACCAGAUGAGAACGCUCCGCCGCGGGGAGGCACCUAUUUGGGCAACUUCACUGCUGGCCUUCGCGGAUGCCUAGCCAACGCCAGCCCUGAGGCUCCAGCAGACGGCACUUUCACCUACGUCAAUGGAGACGCAUAUGCCGGUCAGUGGAGGGAAGGCAAGAAGCAUGGCAACGGCACAUACACGUUCGCCAAGGAUGGCACUCAGCUAAUUGGAGAAUGGGAAGAUGGCAAGAUCGUCAGUGGGAAGUGGGUGUUCCCCAAUGGCACCUUCUACUGCGGCAAGUUCAGGUACAACAAGCCUUAUGGAAAGGGAGUGUGGGUUUUCAAGAAUGGAAACCAGCUGGCUGGCGACUACCUGCAGAAGGAGCAGGCCACCGAAGACGAGCCCGCAGAGGAGACGGAGGCAGCCAAGCGAGGGGUCGAAACCCCGCAACGCAUCCUUUCUCAGCCUUUGUGCGAAAGACUUCGUCGGUUCUUUGGGCGUGGGUCUUCGCAUGGUUCUUGCUUGCUUGCUUGCUUGCUUGCUUGCUUGCUUCAGUACGAUAUAGUACGAUGA